This is a messenger RNA of Eurytemora carolleeae, 2424 nucleotides long. RefSeq names its product mitochondrial glutamate carrier 1-like. The transcript has 14 exons. NCBI's taxonomy places the organism in Eukaryota, Metazoa, Arthropoda, Copepoda, Calanoida, Temoridae. The record is from RefSeq and is a predicted model, not a curated record. Bases 94 to 1098 code for a protein of 334 amino acids. Gene Ontology annotation, molecular function: L-glutamate transmembrane transporter activity; L-aspartate transmembrane transporter activity. Gene Ontology annotation, biological process: L-glutamate transmembrane transport; aspartate transmembrane transport; malate-aspartate shuttle.
AGAUAAAAAAUCUUUUAAGAAGUUUGGCUUGGUUGACUAAGAAUCCUUUCUUUCUAGGAAAUUUUAGACGAAGAAGAAAUAAGAAUCUCUAUAAUGGCAACUAAGGCAGUAGAAAUUAAAACACAGGUUCCUGUGCAGCAGUUUGCUCUUCUUCCCAAAAUCAUGAAUGGUGGAAUUGCAGGAAUUAUUGGUGUAACCUGUGUAUUUCCCUUGGAUCUUGUCAAGACAAGGCUUCAGAACCAAAAGGUGGGGCCUAAUGGAGAGAAAUUGUACAGCAGUAUGCUGGACUGUUUCAAGAAAACAUACAAGGCAGAGGGAUACUUUGGCAUGUACAGAGGUUCAGCAGUGAAUAUACUUCUGAUUACCCCUGAGAAAGCGAUCAAGCUGGCGGCCAAUGAUUACUUUAGACAUAGGUUAACCCGACCUGACGGUAAACUACCGGUAUCAAGGGAGAUGUUGGCCGGAGGCAGUGCAGGACUUUGUCAGAUCGUGAUCACGACCCCUAUGGAGUUGCUGAAAAUCCAGCUGCAGGAUGCAGGACGUGUAGCGGCUCAACUCAAGGCUGCUGGACAGUCUACCGCUCAUCUGCCAAAGAUAUCUGCUUUAUCCAUCACAAUGGAAUUACUCAAAUCUAAGGGAAUCCUGGGUUUGUAUCGUGGAACGUCUGCAACUAUGCUACGAGAUGUUAGUUUCUCCAUGGUUUACUUCCCUCUGUUCGCCAACCUCAACAGAAUGGGACCUAGGAAAAGUCCUGAUUCUAAUGAAGCAGUGUUCUGGUGGUCAUUCGUUUCAGGUAUGUCUGCUGGUUCUAUCUCAGCUGCUGUAGUAAACCCAGCAGACGUUGUGAAAACCAGAUUACAGCUCCUUAACAAGGGAGCAGCAGAGGAAUCUUAUUCAGGAAUAGCUGACGCAUUUAGAAAAAUCUACAAGAACGAGGGCCCUAGCGCAUUCUUAAAGGGAGCACUGUGCAGGAUGAUUGUAAUUGCUCCACUCUUUGGUAUAGCGCAGACGGUUUACUACUUCGGUAUAGCCGAGUACCUCAUGGGUAUGGAGAAGGCGAAGCAGACGGUCCUCCUCCCCGCCAAGAAGAUGGAGUAGAUCAUAUCCUUGACAUUUGACAUUUGUAUUCAUUUGUUCCCUGGUUCCUUAUAUUUAUAUCCUGGCUUUCAGUCUUUAGAUCAUUCACAUGACUUUCUUACUAGAUUCUUUAUUCUUUGUUCAAGUAUGGACAAGUUAUUUUUUUUUAUUUUUAUCUGUACAUUGUCAUUAUACAGUUAACAUUUAUUUACCUUGAUAUAAAAAUUGCCAACUUUUGAAUUGGAAGACGACUUUAAAGCAAUCUUUAUUGUGUAUGUGAUGUUGUCAAAAGGCGAUAAAUCAUUCCAUCAAAUAUUGAUAUAUUUCCUCUUCCUAUUAUGGGGUAAAUAUUAUCAAGACCGCUUUCUGAAGCUUCACUUAUAAUUUCUAUUUUUUCUCCCUUUCUGUCCUAAUCUAAUACCUAUCCUUCCCAUACGUUCCUGUCAUGUAUUGUCCUAACAUAUCCUAUUCCAGUCCGAUUCUGUCCUUCACUGUCCUAAAAUCAAAACAAAAAACGAUCUCUUAACAACCCUACAUCUGAUUUAAAAAGCAGGGUUGUCCAACCCAAGAAAAUAUUGUUAGGAACUUAGGUAAGAUUUAUUGUUGGUUUAACUAGUUUUACACUUGAAAACAUUUAAGCAGAGAAUUUAAUCUUUUUGUUACACAAUUAUAAUGUUUGUUAUAAUAGAAAUAUCAGUAGGCUGGAGCCAAUAUAUAUUAAUUGCAUAUGCUCUUGUAUAAAAUUAACCCACAGUAGAAAAUCCUUCAGUCUUUGAUUAUAAAUUUUAUUGUCGGUAUCAGUGCUAGGGAUUCGGAUCCGUUGGAUCCGCAACAUUUGGCUUCCUGGAUCCGGAUCUGCAAAUAAAUGCGAAUCCACGGAUAUUAAUCAAAAACUGUAAAUAAACUUUUUGGUUUUAAAACCUAAAUCUGAACUGUGAACAUUUUCCUUCUCUCUGAAUGGUUUAUCGAGUUUUGGCAUAAAAAUAAGGGAGUAAAAGAUGAAAAUAAUUUAAAAAUUCUUCUUUAUUUCAAGAAAUUAGUAAAUCAUUAAUAAAUGUUCAUGACAUGGAUACGGAUCCGGAUACGCAUCAAAAUGAAAUGGAUCCCAAGCACUAAGAAAAUGUAUUGUCGAUGAUUUUUGACUGCUUUCAAACCUUGUAAAUAUAAGCAUUUUUCAUGUCCAGAAAACCGCUCGUGUUCAGUCUCAGAAUAGAUUGAUUUUCUGUCAAUUUAUGAAGGACUAAGAAAAAUGUUGACUUACAAUAUUAUCAGGCUCUGGUUUGAUCCAGUAUUAUUUAAGGGUUAAUUGUAUUUCUUGGCUUUCUUAAAUAUAUAUUUUUCAUUAGA